This is a messenger RNA of Suillus paluster, 393 nucleotides long. RefSeq lists its product as uncharacterized. Bases 1 to 393 code for a protein of 130 amino acids. The transcript is spliced from 3 exons. NCBI's taxonomy places the organism in Eukaryota, Fungi, Basidiomycota, Agaricomycetes, Boletales, Suillaceae. The record is from RefSeq and is a predicted model, not a curated record.
AUGGAGGACUCUCAGAUAAAGAUGAGACCCAAGGUCUUGAAUGAGAGGCCACAGUUGCUAGCCCUCCCAAAGGGAAAAAAACGAGUUUCAAGUUCAGCUCUCAUCAAGGAUUCGCCUGGCAAGCCCCCAGCUCAUCAAGCCAAGCACACAAAGAAACCUGGCAACAAUGAUCUCCCAGAUGGUGUUGAACACAGGCUGUGGCGCCAUGUCUUUGUUUCUACUUACAUGCAAUAUGUUGCAACUCUGGCUAAUCCCUGGGAGGUUUCCCCGAAGUUAGCCUGCCAGAAAUUGCAGGUGAUCUGGGAUGCAAUUUUUCCCAGUAUCUUGUGCACAGUCAUGAGCAUGAGUACUGUGUAUAUCAUAGCUGUCCAGCAUGUUGCUGACUCCUAUUGA